AGAAUAAACUUCUCUCAGAAAUCAUCCCACUGUCUGCUACUCCUUCUCCCCCCGCCUCCCCACUCUAACAGAGUUCGUCUGCUAGAUCGAUCACCGAUCAAAACAAAUGUCUCAAACUUCCAACCCUUUUCGACGAGAGAGGCUAGAGAGUGUCAGGCUGGUGGAAUGCAAGCAGUUGUUCGUGCAUACUCUCUUUUUGGUCUGACAGCCCACCGAUGAGUUAAUUCGGAGUCUAAUGCCGGUCGUCAAGUCAAAUGGAGGGAACCAUGACAAGAAGAGGGCGUUCAGCAUCCAAGGCAAGCCCGUCGCUGAUGGCGUUGGCGCUGGCGGGCGUGCUUUCCUCUCCGUGGCCCCCGCCCUGCCAGUGCUGCACGCCGGCGGCGCCCCCGCGGCCGCGGGCCACGGCCCGCAGGCUGGCCCCCGAGCCCCCCGGCUCGCCAGGCGCUCGCACAGCUCGGUGGGCGCGUCGGGGCAGCCGCUCGGCACUGUCAGCUGCAACGCGGGCGUCGUCGGCGUCCUGAGACCUGGCGAGACGGCGGACGAUGGCGAGCUCCAGUCGAUGCACGACGGCCGGCUGCAGGUGGCGCGCACCGUCAAAGAGAAGGAGAAGAACCCCGACAGGAUCAGCCUGGAUAGGCGCGGUUUGAACGCUGUGCCACUGAUGCCCGGGGAGUCCCGCGUGCGCCUGCUCUCCCUGCAGCACAACAUCAUCACGCGCAUGGACUCGCUCUCCGCGGCGGGGCUCACGCUCAGCAGGCUCGUCUUCCUCGACAUCUACGACAACCAGGUCGAUCGAAUAUCGGGGCUCGACUGCCUGGACAACCUGCGCGUUCUGCUUAUGGGAAAGAACCGCAUCAAGAAGAUUGAAGGUUUGCGGCGGCAGACCCGACUGGAAGUCCUCGAUCUGCACGGGAACCAAAUCACCUCAGUCCAGGGGCUGUCAUUCCUCUGCGAGCUCAAGGUGCUGAACCUGGCCGGCAACCAGAUCCGCUCCGUGGGCGCCACGGACCUGCAGGGCCUGCGCAACCUGCAGGAGCUCAACCUGCGGCGCAACAGGCUGCGCAAGCUGCUGGGCUUCGGCGACACGCCGCACCUCGUCAAGCUGUUCCUCAGCAACAACGAGCUGAGCAGCGUGGAGGACAUGUACAGCGUCGCCAAGGCCGCGCACCUCCGUGAGGUGACCAUCGACGGCAACCCGGUGGCGCAGGGCGGCGACUGCGUGUCCUUCCUCGUCUCGUACCUGCCCAACCUCAUGAUGCUCAGCAACCUGCAGAUCACGGACCCGGUGCGGAAGGCGGCCAUGUCGUGGCGCUCCAACAAGGAGGCGGCAAGCAGCCUGUUCCUGCAGCUGGGCGCGGGCGAGCCCGAGGGUGUCGUGAAGCGAGAGGAAGUCAUCUUCAACGCCAGGACCAACUGGGAGCUGCUACGCACGCAGUCGUGCUGCGGCCCGGGCCCCGGCCCGGGCUACGUCAACGGCGUGGGGCCGCGGCCCGGCACGGCCACCGGGACGCCCGCCAUCGACGGCGAGCCCUUCCAAGACGGCGAGGCCGACGACAGGGGUGCGCACCAAGGACUACAGACUGCCCGGGGCGCGAGCAGGCUGGGGGUAGGCGGGGGCCCCUCGGGGGGUAAGCAGGGCACCGCUACGGUAGGGCCCUCGGCCCGGGUGGUGAACAUGCUGGACCGCGCGGACAGCAAGCGGCGCGGGCUGGUGCGGCGCACGGCCUCCCAGGACACGGACACCUCGUCCACCAACACGUCCAACAGCGUCGAGUUCUUCCGGCUGCCGCCGAUCCUCGCUCCGCUCCUGGGCUUUCCGGAGGAGAGGCAGGGCGGCGGGGAGACCGGUGAGCAGCCGCCAGGGGUAGCCGCCCCCGCCGCCGCCGCCCCCAGCUCGGGGGCUCCGCGCCGCCCGCGCCGUUGCGACAGUGUAUCCAGCGUGGAGCCCAACGUGGACACGUCGCUGAGCUCGCUGAGCGGUAGCAGUGCCGAAGAGGAGUCGGCGGACGAGUCCGAGGAGCUAGCCGCCCCCUCCACUCCGGCCCCUGCUGCCGUCGCCACCGCCCCCGGGCCGGCCGCCCCCGGCGAGCCGCAGCGCACCAAGAGCGCGACGCCCCACCGCCGCACCGCGCCCAUGUACAAGCCGUCGCCGCCCAGGGCGUCCACGGCGCGCCCCAAGCCGCAGCAGGCCGGCGCUGGCCAGGCCGCUCUGCGUGUGGCCUCGGAAAGCUUAGUUUCAGUCGGCGCCGCCAGGGCUUAA
Molecule: messenger RNA, 2260 nt
Organism: Frankliniella occidentalis (western flower thrips)
Lineage: Eukaryota; Metazoa; Arthropoda; Insecta; Thysanoptera; Thripidae
Exons: 9
Coding region: 236-2260 (674 amino acids)
Molecular function (GO): protein binding
Source: RefSeq, a predicted model, not a curated record